UCUAUAUAUUCCUAUGUCAAUGGAUCAGAUGUGCUUGGUAAUUCUAAUGACGUGAAGUUCUCUCCGUAAUACUCGGACGCAAUUUGAAUUCUUCGUGUGCAGCGCAUUACCUUGCAAUAUUUGUUUGACGUUUCGAGUAAAAUAAAAAUAACGUUAUUGUAUAAAAGAUGAUUAAAUUGACGCAGGAUGUCAAUUUGGAGAAUUACACACUCAUUUUGCCGUCGGUGGCGGUAGGGAACGUCGGACAACUGUCAGUUGAUUUACUCAUCUCAAACCUUAACCUGCAAAAGAUCGGUCAAAUAUUCAGCACAGCGUUCGUGCCCAUCGUCGGCGCGAACGCGUAUAACGAGCAUUCGAAUGAACUCGUUACGGCGAUCGAUAUCUAUGCGGGAACCGAGAAACGCAUUGUCGUCGUGCAGAUCCGUUCGCCGUACGUGAGAGGACUGGCAGAGUUCUUCAAAGAACUGGCGCAAUUUGUCGCUGAGAAAAAGAUAGCCAAGGUAAUAAUUCUUGCGAGCAGCUACGAUCAUGAGAAGAAAGAAGUUCAACCGCAGCAUCUUAAGCUGAGAUACAUCGCUUCUCCGACCGUACGUACCGAGAGCGGUAAACUUUUCGACGAUCUCAGUUGGAUUCCACACAAACCAAAAAUCAUGCCCGAUACGAAUGCUGAGGGGACACUGCAGAUACCGGGUGGCGGUUUCGCCAAGAGCAUCUUUACUUUUUUGUCCAAUGCCAACGUUCCUUGUGCCGUUUUGUUCAAAUUCUGUUCCGAGGGUGACAAUAUCGCAGAUGCGGUGGCUCUCGCGUGCUACUUAAAUCAGUGGAUAAAUGUACUAGAAACGAGUAGUGAUAACUUGAAGUAUCCGUCAUCAUGGAAAUACUUGUUUGGAAAACCACCACCGCGCGAAAUAUAUUGAGUAUGUUUUAAUA
Molecule: messenger RNA, 930 nt
Organism: Ooceraea biroi (clonal raider ant)
Lineage: Eukaryota; Metazoa; Arthropoda; Insecta; Hymenoptera; Formicidae
Product: proteasome assembly chaperone 2
Biological process (GO): proteasome assembly
Cellular component (GO): cytosol; nucleus
Source: RefSeq, a predicted model, not a curated record